AUGCCUGGCUGCCUGCCCCUACGCGCACCUAGCAGAGAGAGUGUCGAGACAAGCAUUGAGCCUCGCUCUGCUGCGAUACUCCCUCGCGCCGUGCCCGACAAGAAGGGAAUCAUGUUGAUGAACCGCAUCAAUCCAUCAUCGUCACAGCUGUACAUUGCGAAUGCGGACGGUUCCAACGAGCGCUCUUUGCUGGGCGAUGACUCUGAUUACGAAUAUCACGCUUCAUUCUCCCCGGAUGGCAAGCACGUUAUCUUCACUACCGAACGCAACGGCGAUGGCAAUUCCGAUGUCUAUAUGGUCAACGUCGAUGGCACCGGUCUGAGACCAGUCGCAACCACACCCUCAGUCGAAGAUGCGGCAGUCAUCUCUCCUGAUGGCAAGUAUGCCGCCUACGCCUCCACGGCCGGUGUCUACACCUCCAACAUCUGGCUUACAAACCUCGAAACCGGCGCAACCCGCAACCUCACCAACCAGACCGGUGUGACGGGCAACCCUGAAUCGCCGAAUGGAUUCUUUGCGCCGGCUUGGUCGCCUGAUGGGAAAUGGAUCGUCUUUUCUUCUGAUCGCAACACUGCAUGGACUGGUCACGACAACGGCACUGGCUGGGAGCACACUCAGGAAUUGGCUCUGUAUGCUAUUACCCCCAAGGGAACUGGUUUCCGAAAGCUGUACGGCAAAUCGGGCUUCACCUACGGUUCCCCCAGAUUUUCCCCAGAUGGCAAGCGGGUUACCUUUUACGAAAUGGAUGUGCAAACUACUUGGGAUGCGCGGUCGUCAUUCGCUGUUAACUCCACGACCAACCAAAUCGUUUCGGUGGACUUCAAAACAGGAACCGAUUUUGUCCGACACACCAAUACUCCCGGUAUCAAGAUUUACCCGCAGUAUGUCUCGAACAAUAAUAUUGGAUACUUGCUGAAGGGCGGAGAAGAGGGCGGUAUUCACUACACGUCCACCUCGAAGAAGAUUCUGGGCGGCAUGCGCUCACCUGCGUGGUCCCCUGAUGGCAAACACGUUGUCUACGAGAAGACUGGCUGGGAGACCCGGGCUUUGCAGAAGAAACUGUGGUCCUGGGACUCGGAGUGGGAGUAUCACUUCAUGGACGUGUUCCCUGCACUUUCUCUCCAGGGAGACUUGGCCUUCACGCUCAAGCAGACGGGUAGCCCCGGCAACUCCUCCGUGGUAACGAUGCCACCCGGAGACACCGAUUUCACUGUUGUAUUCGAUACCUACGAAACCGGUCAACUUGACGAGGCCACCGUCGGCCACGGUGGAGGCGGUGCUUUCCAGCCCUCAUGGUCCGCUAACGGAGAAUGGCUCACCUUCGGCCUUGGAAGCUGGUUCCAGAGUCGUGGCGAGAAGCCCGGCUGGAUCUUCCGAGCCAAGGCUGACGGAUCAAGCUACGAGCAACUCACCUUCGGUGGCAACACUACCAACAAGGGCUUCCCUAGCUUCUCCCCUGAUGGCAAGAAGAUUGCCUACCGCGAAUGGAUGCCUGAAUUUGGACUGCGUCUGCUCGAUCUCGAGACCAACGAGACGACUUCUCUGACCACAGAGCGUGAUAACCUGCCAUUCUUCUCGCCGGCUGGCGACUGGAUCCUGUUCACGCGCAACAUGACCGAUAUCUCCAGGAACGAGUUCUCCAACUACGAGGUGUGCAUUAUCCGUCCCAAUGGAACGGAUUUGACCGUGCUCACCACGUCGUAUGCCAACGAUGCCCACGCUGUCUGGACUGCCGAUGGCCGCAUCAUGUGGUCGAGUGGAAUGUGGGGAUUCCAGGCUGAGGCUGCGACCUACGAUGAAACGUUCCAGCCCUAUGGCCAGAUCAUGAUCAUGAAUGUUGAUGGAUCGAACAAGACCGUUCUCACUGAUAGCUUAUGGGAGGAUUCGAUGCCUACUUAUAUACCCAAUGCCUUUUUGAGGCAGUGA
This is a messenger RNA of Penicillium paradoxum, 1926 nucleotides long. RefSeq lists its product as uncharacterized. The record is from RefSeq and is a predicted model, not a curated record. The coding region runs from base 1 to 1926 and encodes 641 amino acids. Lineage: Eukaryota; Fungi; Ascomycota; Eurotiomycetes; Eurotiales; Aspergillaceae. The transcript has a single exon.